AUGGUUUCCCUAUCUCCAACCGCAGCUACGCCGCUGCCCAAGUCUUCGGUCGCUCCCGCGAGCCCUUCAAAGGAUGUCGCAACCCCACAAACGGUCCCCUUCCCAUCACCCCAGACUUUUGAGAUAAUUCCCCCGCUACAUGGCAUACUUCACCGAUUGCUUUCUCAGAAGAAUCCAUCGGGGACGAGUGCGCCUGGCGAUACCUCUGGCGCGCCAGGUACAUCAGCAGAAGCGCAACCCCAAAGCCAACAAGGGCCCGAUGUGACUGGCGGGAAUAAUAAUCAUACAGCUUCACAAGCUAUACCAGGAGGUUCCAAUCUUGAUCCUAAUUCCCAACCUCCACUGAAUGUCAAAGGCCUACCCACAGAAGCCAGCUCCGUAAAAAUUCGGAUUCAAAAGGCUCGCACAACAGUCGAAGGGCUCCCCGAUGUCCACCGCUCCGUCAAGGAACAGCAGAAAGAAAUUGCCGAGCUUGAGAAACGUGUAGCACGUCUCAAAUCUGUCAUUUCAGACUUUGGAAGUCGUGCAGGACAAGCUCUAUGA
Molecule: messenger RNA, 543 nt
Organism: Penicillium taxi
Lineage: Eukaryota; Fungi; Ascomycota; Eurotiomycetes; Eurotiales; Aspergillaceae
Product: mediator of RNA polymerase II transcription subunit 9
Exons: 1
Coding region: 1-543 (180 amino acids)
Biological process (GO): regulation of transcription by RNA polymerase II
Cellular component (GO): mediator complex
Molecular function (GO): transcription coregulator activity
Source: RefSeq, a predicted model, not a curated record